AGAGUUGUUCUCGGUGGCACACGCAGCUACUUGCCGGCGAAGCCAUCUGAGAGGAACCGAUCGUCCGCCGUCGUCGCCGUGAGCGACUAACCAGCGUCGUGGCCAUGGCCCAGAUGCGUGGCAGGGUGGGCGACCCGGCGUUCUUCGCCGGCAGGCAGCUGCCCGGCUACGGCGCGGGGAAGGGGGCGCCCGAGGUCGACGCGCUCGCCGAGAGGAUGAAUGCGAUCGACGUCGACGGCGAGCCCGCGGCGGACAUGGCGGUGGACGACGUGGAGGUCGCCCGGAGGAUCAAGGUCAAGACGCUCACGGGCAGGGAGAUCGACGUGGACGUGGAGCCCACGGACCCCGUGGGCAGGAUCAAGGAGCGCGUCGAGGAGCAGGAGGGCAUCCCGCCCGAGCAGCAGCGGCUCAUCUUCGGCGGCAAGCAGCUCGCCGACGGCAAGACCGUGCGGGAGAGCAACGUCACGGCCGGUUCCGUCAUCCACCUCGUCCUCGCGCUAAGAGGCGGUCGUCGUAAUAAUAAGUAACUUUUGCUACAGUUACGAGGUUGCUGAUUGUAGAAGGUACACUUAAGGCUGCUGUUCUUACAUCCAACGGUUCAUAAUCCUUGGAUGACUUGUGGAUUUGUAGGUUUUUUUUCUAAUUGUCAUAUUCGGG
Panicum hallii is the source of this 657-nucleotide messenger RNA. RefSeq names its product NEDD8-like. The record is from RefSeq and is a predicted model, not a curated record. NCBI's taxonomy places the organism in Eukaryota, Viridiplantae, Streptophyta, Magnoliopsida, Poales, Poaceae. Bases 105 to 527 code for a protein of 140 amino acids. Gene Ontology annotation, biological process: protein neddylation; regulation of proteolysis; modification-dependent protein catabolic process. Gene Ontology annotation, cellular component: cytoplasm; nucleus. Gene Ontology annotation, molecular function: protein tag activity; ubiquitin protein ligase binding. The transcript has a single exon.